UGAGUACCCUCCAAUCCAUUUUUCUUCAACAAGGACUAUCCAUUUCUAUAUUUCCUAUCAAGCUACAUGCUCUUUCUUUCCUCUCUCCAAAGCCUUUUUCAUCUAUCAUCUCUUUUUUUUAUUACACAAAACCAUAGUGUUAGUGUAUCAAGUCUUCCUUUAGGAAUCUUGAGUAGUGUUAUUCUCCAAUAUGUCUGAUAACCCUUUUUAUCAUGAUUACAUGGGAACUGGAGGGAUCAAUACAUUUCCUUUCUUUGGUGAAAAUCCCUCAAAUUAUGACCAGCCAAUUCCUAAUAAUAUGCAAAAUCCACAUCAACAAUUUGUUCCUUCUUCUUACAUGACUCUCACUGAGUGUUUACAUAGCUCUAUGGAUUACAACACUUUAUCAAGUGCUUUUGACAUGUCUUGCUCAAACUCUGAAGUAGUUUGUCCACAUGUCGAUAAUCAAGACUCUUCUAGGAAAAGUAACAUCUCUGUUGUUGCAGAACCUGUCUUAGAUUCGCCUCUGGGAGAAACGAGCGUUGAAAUUCCACCAACGCCAAAUUCUUCGAUAUCUUCUACUUCUAAUGAGGCUGGAGGGGACAUAGAUUCUUCCAAAAUCAAGAAACAUAUGCAGAAAAAAGGGUGUCAAGAAGAAGGAGAUGACAAGUCUAAGAAAGAGUGCAAAGCAAAAAAGAAAGCAGAAAAAAAGCAAAAAGAACAACGAUUUGCUUUCAUGACAAAGAGUGAGAUUGACAAUCUUGAAGAUGGUUAUCGAUGGAGAAAGUAUGGACAGAAGGCAGUGAAAAACAGCAACUUCCCAAGGAACUAUUAUAGAUGCACGACUCAAAAGUGUGGUGUGAAGAAACGUGUGGAAAGGUCAUAUGAAGAUCCAUCAAUUGUGAUAACUACAUAUGAAGGCCAACACAACCAUCAUUGUCCAGCAACCCUUAGGGGAAAUUCAUCAUUCUUAUAUUCUUCAUCACAGUUUAUGCCAAAUUUUCCUCCACAACUAUUUGCUCAAAUGCUUCCACCAACAAGCAACCAAAAUCUCCUCAUUAGUUCUUCGGCCUAUAUUAAUAAUAGUAAUUAUCAUCAACACCAAGGUUCAGAAUACAGCCUAUUUGGUGGAGGCACAAAUGGUUCAUGGAUCCACAAGCAAGAGCCAUCCUAGUACUACAAGAAAUGAGAUUUUCGUGGCGAUUUAUUAACUCGUAAACCUGGUCGUGACGAAAAGUGAUAAUUUUAAUGGUGAUUGUCGCAUAGUGGCGAUUACACUUAGUCCGCCACGAAUUUGUACGAAUAUUUAUUUUCUUAUAAGUUUUUUUUUUUUUUUCAUUUUCUUGUAGUGAUAGACGAAGUUUUUCCCUUUAAUUUGGUUUUUCAUGGCGAUUGACACAUAAAGUUAGAGAAAAUGUGAUAGUUUUAGUGGCGAUCAUGAUUGUCGCUACAUAAAACAUUUUAUGGCUAUUACACUUAGUCCGCCAGGAAUUUGUAUGAAUUUCUCUUUUCUUCUAAGAAAGAUUUCUUUGA
This is a messenger RNA of Lycium ferocissimum, 1512 nucleotides long. Its product is annotated as WRKY transcription factor 71-like. Lineage: Eukaryota; Viridiplantae; Streptophyta; Magnoliopsida; Solanales; Solanaceae. The coding region runs from base 191 to 1153 and encodes 320 amino acids. The transcript has 3 exons. Gene Ontology annotation, biological process: regulation of DNA-templated transcription. Gene Ontology annotation, molecular function: sequence-specific DNA binding; DNA-binding transcription factor activity. The record is from RefSeq and is a predicted model, not a curated record.